UCGCAUUGUGAUAACGAGCAUGCCAUCAUCCAUGUUUUGAGAAAAUUUACAAUAUUGUGAAGUGUUCGUUCAAUUUUAAUUUGCGAAAGUUUAUUUAUUUUUGAUAUGUAGUGAUAGUGGUGAAGUGAAAAAAAUUGUUUUAGAAGACAUGCUAGUUUUAAGUUCCUGGAAAUUUGUAGAAAGUUAGUGGGAGUGUUUACGUUACGCAGAGAUACCAUGUUUAUACACACAUUAAUACUGCUAUUGUUAGCAGCGUCAUCCUACUGUGAGAUAAAAUGUGUUAAACAACCUGAGUGUGAUUGUUUAGAUGGUGACUACUUAGAAUACCAAUGCCCAAAUCUCCAAGCCAUAAUCCACGUGUAUAAACAAAAAAAAAUCGUGCAAGUGGACUGUUCGUCGUCGUCGCCUAUGAAAGAGUCGGAUCUCCCGGUGAUUGAUGUUGGUGAUCAACAAAGACUUGACUUCUCCGGAUGCGGACUCCCAGAGACGAAUUAUAUAUCCAUUUUACGAAAGAUGAAUGUGACAAAAAUAUCUGAACUGACAAUUGACGAGAGUACUUUCAACAGUCAAAAUACAUUGAAUUUUUCUAAAGAUACACUCCAUGGGAUGGAGUACAUUGAGUCCUUGAAGAUUCGGAGCGUUAGACAGUUGCAAAUUGAAGAUGAUGUCUUAGAAGCUGUGCCCAACUUGAAGGAAUUUACUUUACAUUUUAGUCACAUUUCAAAUAGGAUGAACAUCAAUUUCUCUUUUGUUAAAAAUCUUACAUAUUUGGAGAUGAGUGCAGUGGAACUGCAAGAAAUUCCUUUGAAGGAAGACGAUUAUUUACCACGAUUGAAGCGGAUUUAUUUAUACAAUAACAACAUUAAGACAUUAGAAACAAAUGCUUUUAGAGGGGCUGUUAAUUUAGAAUUGUUGGAAUUAAGCAAGAAUCAAAUACAGUUUAUAGAUGGGAACAUUUUUCAGAACAUGAACAAUUUAUAUAUUCUUAGUUUGUUCAGUAAUAAUUUGUCGGAAAUCACCGAGGAUACUUUUAAAUAUACAAAACAUUUGUCGAAUCUGCGUUUAGAGUACAAUCCAAUGCUAAAACUCCACGAUUAUGCUUUCGCAAAUAUGACCAACUUAACAAAAAUAUUUUUAAAUAAUUGCAAUCUACAGGAACUACCGCCAAAUUUGUUCGACGGUUCAACAAAUUUGGAACACGUAUCGCUAAACGACAAUCAACUAUCGAUAAUUCCUGACAACUUCUUCGAUGAGUUAACAAAGAUUAAAACGUUGAGCUUGGAUCACAAUAAAAUUAAAUAUUUACCAGAAGAUAUGUUCAAUAACCUUGAGGCUCUGGAAGAACUAUAUUUGGGACACAAUUCCCUGACUGUGAUAAGUGCCAAGUUAUUUAACAAACAGAGUAACUUAUUGAAACUGAAUUUACGAUUUAAUCAAAUUGAGAAGAUCGAAGGCCCCUUGUUAACAAACACAAAACUUCAAGACCUUGAUUUGUCCAAUAACAAAAUAUCCACGUUGGUGACCGACUCCGUGAUUGAAUUAAACUUACUGAAUAAUUUGAAAGACUUGCAGUACCUCAAUUUGAGCAGAAACCUUCUGGAAAGUGAGGCUAUUCCGACUACCAUGGUUAAAAUUGAAAGAGUAGAUUUGUCGUUCAAUAGAAUUAAAAAUAUUUCGUUGCUGACUUUAUCCAAUAUCAACAAGCAAACAUUUGCUGUGGACCUAGCAAAUAAUGAAAUUUCGAGGAUCGACAGCACAAUUUAUACCACUUCAGAUGAAGACAGACAAGAAAUAACACUUUCCUUAGAUAACAACCCAAUUGAUUGUGAUUGUUACAAUUACGAUUUUAUAAAGAACUACCCGGAUGUUAGAAAUGUAAACAAGAUUUUCUAUAUUGAAAAUUACGAACAAUUAAUGUGUACAUCAGGAAUUCCUCUAGUGGACAUAGCCAGACAUUUGGACAUUAUUAAUUGUCCAAUGAACGAGUUACUUCCACAGGAAUAUAAAUGUACAAAGGGUUGCGGCUGUUUCUGGAAACCAUUUAAUUCCACAUUUGCAAUGGACUGUUCUAAUAGAAAUCUUACACAAAUUCCCACAUUUGUCGCUCCCUUGAAUUGCAGUAUAUGGAAUCGAAUUUAUCGUACUAAAAAUAUAGAGAUUAAUUUAAGUAAUAAUUUAUUGGAUGUGCCUCCUUCUUCGCAAAAUGGAUAUGAAGAUGUAACUGAGUUGAAUUUAUCUAAUAAUAAACUCGGAAAAUUUAAUUGGGCACCCCCACAUAUACAGAAAUUAUAUUUGGACCAUAACCAUUUAUCAACAAUCAAUGAUAAUGUUUUGGACCAGCUGAAUGGUACAAUGAAAUAUUUGACUCUUGAUGGUAAUCCUUGGACGUGUGACUGUUCUACAUUAAAACUACAAGACUUUUUAAUACAUAACAAUAAACAGAUUGGAGAUACAAACAUUUACUGUAAAGACACCAGUGUAAAAAUCAUACAAAAUUCUGAACUCUGCGAUUACACAACCACAAUCGUGUUGGCUACAGCUCCCAUUGUCGUCAUUAUUCUCUUCAUUGCCUGUGGAGCAGCAAUGUAUUAUAAAUGGCAGGAGGAAAUUAAAGUUUGGUUGUACAGCAAAAACCUGUGUCUGUGGUGGGUUACCGAAGAAGAACUGGAUAAAAACAAACUUUACGACGCCUUCCUCAGCUUCUCACACAAGGAUGACGAAUUCGUUUUGAAGAGUCUACUUCCGUUCUUAGAAUCAGACACUAAUGCCUACAAGUUAUGUGUCCAUUAUAGAGAUUUUGUGGUUGGUGCACACAUUGGGGAACAAAUUACGUCCACAAUAGCCAACUCCAGAAGGACCAUAGUGGUCCUGUCGGAAAACUUUCUCGAAAGUUGUUGGGCUAAAAUGGAAUUUCGCACGGCCCAUUUAACGGGAAUAUCAGAAGGAAGAUCACGCGUCAUUAUAAUCGUAUAUGGUGACUUGGACGAAUCAAAAUUGCCGGGUGAAAUUAAAGCGUACCUUCGUACCAAUACAUAUGUGAAAUGGGGAGAUCCCUGGUUCUGGCAAAAGUUGACCUAUGCCAUGCCACACAAGAAAACUGUGAAAUUUAAUCAAAAACAUGCUAACGUUAUGCUCAACUUGGAUAAUAAAUUUGAAUUGAAGAAUCCAAAAGUGGCACAGUCAACACCACCUAUUUUAAAUGAUAACAGCAAAAUAUUAUCCAGCUUUCCAAUUGCCUUUAUAGAGGACAAGGUUGAACCAACGUCUCCUACGAAUUCUGAUACGCCGUUAAUAGUCUAAAAUAUAUUUUGUUGUAAUUAUUUUAAGCACUAUAUUAUACUGAAUCAUAUGAUUCGAAUAUGACGUUUUUGAAGAGAUUUCCGAUACCUAAAUUAUGAAGGUGGAAAUGGAUGAUCUGUAAUUGAAUAUUUUUAUUUAAUCAAUUAUUCAAAAUAAUACUUGAACUGGUAUAUAUUGUUUUGUUGUAAAUAUUUUGUAUAUAGUUUUUUUAAAUAAAUAUUUUUAUAUUUAAAAUUAA
This is a messenger RNA of Aethina tumida (small hive beetle), 3538 nucleotides long. RefSeq names its product protein toll. Gene Ontology annotation, biological process: toll-like receptor signaling pathway; immune response. The transcript has 5 exons. Bases 217 to 3300 code for a protein of 1027 amino acids. Gene Ontology annotation, molecular function: transmembrane signaling receptor activity; protein binding. NCBI's taxonomy places the organism in Eukaryota, Metazoa, Arthropoda, Insecta, Coleoptera, Nitidulidae. The record is from RefSeq and is a predicted model, not a curated record. Gene Ontology annotation, cellular component: membrane.